AAAGAAAUGUCAAAAACAUGGUGAUGGUGAACUUAACUCGGGAAAUCUAUCUUCACUCAUAGUUUCCUUCCAUUCAGGAUAAUAUUGCUUGCACAUAUGACUAAAGCCCCUUUUAAAAGAAUCCCGUAGAAACUCCUCAUGGUCAUGGCAUCACUAAUUUCAACCUCAGCAUCCUUGUGUUCAACUUCAACAAGCACCAAAUCAGCUCUCUACCCUCUCCCCCCCUCUCCUCUAAUCCCGUAUCAUAAAGCACCCAAAUUUGGUCUCUCGACAUGGAUUCCUCAACUGUGUCUUGGUCCUUUCUCUCAAUGGAGUGGUUUAAAACAUCUGGGUAUCUCAUUCUCUCCCAAUUUCGUUGCUAAAGAGAGGAAAGGAAGGUGUAAGGGUAAGGUGAUUCAUGCAUCUUUGUUCGGUGUUGGGGCUCCUGAGGCUCUGGUUAUUGGUGUGGUGGCUUUGCUGGUUUUUGGUCCCAAAGGUCUUGCUGAGGUUGCACGCAAUCUAGGGAAAACUCUACGUGAAUUUCAACCCACAAUUAAAGAACUUCAGGAGGUGUCAAGGGAUUUCAAGAGCACCCUUGAGCGAGAGAUUGGGCUUGAUGAAAUUUCAAAUCAAACUCAAAACACAUAUAACUCAAAGAUAACAAACACUGCAUCAAACCCUUCAUCAGCUGGCAGCAUUGAUAUUUCUCCGACUGUGACUGACCCCAAUGGUGCUCCAUCCCCAAACAGAGCUUAUACCAGUGAAGAGUACUUGAAAAUCACAGAAGAGCAGCUAAAAGCAUCUGCUGCUGAACAACAGGGUCUGUCAACCCCUCCAGUAGAAAGUCAGUUGGAACCUGAAACUCAGCUUCGGCCACAAGAGCCCGUCAAAGAAACUGCUGGUGCGAUGCCUUCCCCAGAAAAGCCAGAAAAUGAAGUACAAAACUAUUAAGUAACACAGUGGAGAAGAACUGCUGCGGCUGUCCAUUUUUUGAUGUCGGAGAGGAGACUGCCUAAGCAUGAAUUAAUCAGGUGCUCAAGAACGAGAGCAAUGGAGCUCUAUCCACUCUUUUUUUGGGUGGCAGAGUGAAACAACAAGAGAGUAGCCUUUAAAAAGUCUAUAUGAAGAGGAUAUUGUGACGAUUAACAAGUGUAUGAUUCUUGAAUAUGUUGUAAAAUAUGAAUUUUUUGUGUUAAUGAACCUUUCGGAAUUAAUUA
Messenger RNA from Populus nigra (black poplar), 1196 nucleotides. RefSeq names its product sec-independent protein translocase protein TATB, chloroplastic-like. NCBI's taxonomy places the organism in Eukaryota, Viridiplantae, Streptophyta, Magnoliopsida, Malpighiales, Salicaceae. Gene Ontology annotation, biological process: protein transport by the Tat complex. The record is from RefSeq and is a predicted model, not a curated record. Bases 139 to 930 code for a protein of 263 amino acids. The transcript has 6 exons. Gene Ontology annotation, cellular component: membrane.